AUGGGUGACAAUGUCACCGCAGUCGAGGCGCAGGUCUCCCAAGGCGAUGGAACUAAGGCAGAAAACUUGGCUGUUCAGCGACUAGGCUAUGAACCAGAGCUCCAUCGUACCUUUGAUCUCCUGGGUAUGAUCGGGUUCUCUUUUAGCAUUGUUUCUUGCUGGAGUGCCUUGGGAGGUACAUUCUCCGUUGGACUUACUUCGGGGGGCCCACCUGUUAUGGUAUUUUCCUGGCUCAUAAUAUCGGUCGGAGCCCUUGCCGUGGGAAUUUCCUUUGCAGAGAUGUGCUCGGCCUACCCUUUGGCUGGAGGACAAUAUUCCUGGGUUGCUGCCAUCGCACCUAAGGAAUGGGCCCGAGGGCUCUCCUGGGUGACAGGAUGGUUUAUGUUGAUUGGGCUCGUUGCUAUGGGCGCAACAAACAACUUCAUUACAGCAAACUUUGUCCUCGGUAUGGCAAACCUAAUCAAUCCUUCAUACGUGAUUGAACGAUGGCAUACAAGUCUUGUAACAUAUGCGAUCAUCCUCCUCACCGGGAUGGUCAAUAUCUUCACUCCAAAGAUCCUAGAUCGGCUUGGAAAAGGUAUUUUCCUUUGGAAUAUCUGCGCAUUCGUUGUGGUCAUAAUCGUUCUGUUGGUGAUGAAUGAUCAUAAGCAACCAGCUUCAUUUGUCUUCACCGAUUUUCGCAAUGACACCGGUAUGUCGCCAGCCUUGGGUGUGAUUGCUGGUCUACUUCAGACUCUUUUUGGCAUGUGCUGUUACGAAGCACCGGGCCAUAUGACCGAAGAAAUGAAUAAUGCUAGCCGUGACGCACCCAAGGCCAUAAUUCUAUCUGUUGUUAUGGGAGCCGUGACAGGGUUUAUCUUCCUUGUCGUGGUGUUCUUCUGCACCGGUGACCUCGCGACGACAGCCAACAGUCCCACCGGGGUUCCUUUGAUCCAGAUCUUCCAUGAUAGCAUCGGAUCCGCCAGAGGGGCAUGUGCUCUUGCUGCCAUUGUCACGGUCAUUUACUUUGUAGCGGCCAACUCGUUGAUGGCAGAAGGAGGUCGUUCCAUCUGGGCGUUUGCACGGGACCACGGGCUGCCAGCCUCGAAAUAUGUCAGUAAGGUUGACAAAAAAUUUGGCGUACCUGUCAUUGCGAUAUUGGUGUGUAUGCUUAUUCAAGCCGCGUUGAACACCAUCUAUAUUGGCACGUAUACUGGGUUUGUGACGGUCACGUCCAUCUCAACUGAGGGGUUCUAUAUUUCCUACUUUGUGCCCCUAUUUGCCCGAAUUCUGUCUCACGCCAUGGGCCGGCCUGUGAAGUUGGAUGGUCCAUUCAAUUUUGGCAAAUUCGGCUUGGUUUGCAACUGGAUUGGGGCCAUUUUCUUGCUUGUGGCCAUCGUGCUCUUCAACUUCCCAAGUGAAGCGCCUAUCACUGCAGAGAACUUUAAUUAUUGUAUCGCUGCUGUUGUGUUGGUGCUGGUCUUAUCAUUCUCGACUUGGAUUCUGGAUGGUCGUAACAGCUUCACAAUGCCGAAUUUGGAAGGCAUUGAGGAGGUGUGUUCAGACACCCCGGUGAUAGUAGAGAAUGAUAAGAGCCACUGGGAAAGUUCAUAG
This is a messenger RNA of Talaromyces rugulosus, 1593 nucleotides long. RefSeq lists its product as uncharacterized. Gene Ontology annotation, cellular component: membrane. Lineage: Eukaryota; Fungi; Ascomycota; Eurotiomycetes; Eurotiales; Trichocomaceae. The transcript is spliced from 2 exons. Bases 1 to 1593 code for a protein of 530 amino acids. Gene Ontology annotation, molecular function: transmembrane transporter activity. Gene Ontology annotation, biological process: transmembrane transport. The record is from RefSeq and is a predicted model, not a curated record.